This is a messenger RNA of Trichomonas vaginalis G3, 444 nucleotides long. RefSeq lists its product as uncharacterized. NCBI's taxonomy places the organism in Eukaryota, Parabasalia, Trichomonadida, Trichomonadidae. The coding region runs from base 1 to 444 and encodes 147 amino acids. The transcript has a single exon. The record is from RefSeq and is a predicted model, not a curated record.
AUGUCUAAUCGCAAAGCAGUUAUUUUACAGAGUCCAGUUAAAGAUCAGCAAGCAAAAAUGAAAGAAAUCAUAACAGACGAUAAGGAUAAAAAGGAUGACGAUGAAUCGAUCAGUGAAAGCAUCGCAAAAAUAAAAUUAGCAGAUAUAAAUCCGGAAGCAAAUGCAGAUAGAGCACACAAAAGAUUACUUAUAGAUCAAACCAUUGUUGAAUCGCAUUUUAAUUUUCUUAAACAAAUAUCACAAGAGAAACCAAAACCUUUUGCAUCUGCCAUAAUUCCUAUGCACAACUAUGACGAAUCCAUUACAUUUUUAGCAAAAAGCGAUCUUGAUGGUACACCAAAUUCGAAACAGUACGUUUUUAUUCCAAAGUCAGUAAUAGACGAUAUAUGCCCAACGUUCUUUGACGAGUAUUGUCAACCUGAUCAAAAUCUUAUUAAUACCUAA